UUGUCAAACCUACAACUAAGAAUACUAACAUAGUCUAGACAAAAACAAAGAAUAACUACAGAGUCUGGCUCCGCGUCGAAGAAUUGUCUUUACAUAAUAAAUCAUACAAAACAAAAAUUAAUUUACCAGCUGUGCAAAACAAACAGGUACACAGUAAACAAUGUUAAGUUUCUGAUUUUUCGGUCGAAAUAUAUAUAUAAACCCAACUACAAGUCGUAAAAUUACCAUUUCCAAACAGUUAGUUUGAAUAGCUGAACAAGUUACUAUUGUUGUCUUAGAAAUUCUAACUGGCCAACAAUUUAAAAAAUCGUCUGUACAUGAUGAAUCAUACCAAAAAAAAUGCACCAGCUGUGUAAACACAAUUGGUACACUGUAAAAACACAUUAAGUUUUCGGUCGAAUAUAUAGGUACCUAAUUGCAAGUCGUAAGAAGACCAUUUUUAAACCGUUGUCUAAGAUAUACUAAUGGUCCAACAAUUUAAAUAAAAAUGAAACUUUUCUGUUUUUUAAUGUCGGUUUUUUUUGUCAAUGUUUCAACACGUGAACCAAUUGAGGAGUAUAGGAAGCAAAUUGCCAUUACAAACACACUCAUCGAGGUUGCUCAUAAUACGAACAAUUGUAUUGUAGAAGAUAACUUUAUAGCAAACGGAUUGGAGCAUGUAAUUAAACAAAUAGUUUUUAAUGAUGUAUUUUUAUUCGAAUAUGUGAAUAUCAAUUUUAUAAAUCAAAUAAUCGUUUCACUUGAAUAUCCGUGUAAUAACAGCAUACAAGCAUCUAUAGGACUCCAAGAAACUUUGAAAAAUGAAUUCGUAGAUGCAUUAAAAAUUGUUGCUCCUGACGUCCCAUCCGAAGAUCUUAUGAACUUAGAUUUACCACAGCUUGGAGAUCAGAGAAGAAGCCUUAUUGGAAAAGCAUUAAACAAUAUAAUUUGCCAGGCAAUAGAUUUUGAAAAUAUAACCAAUCUUCUAGAAGAGAGAAGAUAUGCACCUACAGAGAAUUCAAGAAAUCGAAUCAUCCGUACAUCAGACAGAAAUUUGUAUCAAGUUCCAUUAACAAAGAUGUGUCAAUUUAUAACAUUGUUCUUGUUGACAACAUGUCCAACAGAAGAUGUAUUUGUUUUGCCUAAUGAAGACAAGAAAACUUGUACCUUAAAAAUUAAAGGCUUAACACCCGAAGUACAGGUGUACAGAGAAAUUGAUGGCAUAUGGUGGCAAGUAAACCCCGACGAUAUAGAUAAACGUGUAGAAACUUUAAAAAAUCAAAUAUGCUAAUUUAGACCAGAAUUAAAUUAUAUAAUUCUUCUAAAAUUAUACAACACUAUUGUUAGUAUAUUUAAAUAAUAUUUGCACUGUUCGCUAAUAUCCAGGC
Adelges cooleyi (spruce gall adelgid) is the source of this 1367-nucleotide messenger RNA. RefSeq lists its product as uncharacterized. The record is from RefSeq and is a predicted model, not a curated record. NCBI's taxonomy places the organism in Eukaryota, Metazoa, Arthropoda, Insecta, Hemiptera, Adelgidae. The coding region runs from base 488 to 1270 and encodes 260 amino acids. The transcript has 13 exons.